Messenger RNA from Xyrauchen texanus (razorback sucker), 6587 nucleotides. RefSeq names its product mitotic checkpoint serine/threonine-protein kinase BUB1-like. Gene Ontology annotation, molecular function: ATP binding; protein kinase activity. The transcript has 25 exons. Lineage: Eukaryota; Metazoa; Chordata; Actinopteri; Cypriniformes; Catostomidae. Bases 64 to 4032 code for a protein of 1322 amino acids. The record is from RefSeq and is a predicted model, not a curated record. Gene Ontology annotation, biological process: meiotic sister chromatid cohesion, centromeric; protein phosphorylation; mitotic spindle assembly checkpoint signaling.
AAUGAACCGUGUUUAACUGUAAACCUUAACAGUCGGUCUUUCUGGGUUAAUCGGGAAGACACGAUGGACGUUAACUCUUAUUUUCAGGCCUUUGAGUCAAGUGUGAGUGGUUAUGUUGGAGAUGACCCCUUAGAUCCUUGGGACAAGUUUGUACAGUUUCUCGAGUGCAAGCUGUCCCCAGAGGAGAGGAAGGACAUGUAUGUAGUGCUGGACCGCCUCAUUCAAACCUUCAUUCAAGACGAGCGAUACCAUAAUGACCUGCGAUACGUCACUCACUGCAUCAAAUGUGCGAGUUUCUACAGCGAUCCGAUUGAGGUGUACAGUCAUCUGCACUUCCAGGGCAUUGGAACACAAGCUGCAGUACUGUAUGUGGAAUGGGCCCAUCAGUUUGAGAAGAAAGGGCUGCUUGCACAGGCUGAGACAGUUUACCAGAGAGCUCUAGAGAACAAGGCUCAACCACAAGACAGUGUGCUUCAACAGUACAAGCUCUUUCAGGGGAGAAUAUCUGCAAAUACUCAGACAGCACAACCAGAUAAUGUGCGGCAGCCACUUCAAAACUCACAUCUUGUCAAUCAGAAUCUCAGACAGAGAGAUGCUGUUCAACCGCAGUGCAAGGAGCCAGAAGAGAGCUCUCCUGCUCCUAGAACAGUGCGCAUAAUCUCUCGAUCAGAGAAUAACCCGAGCCGGACUAGCAGCAGUAACGCUGUGCAGUGUGUGUCCAUGUACUGUGUGGAUGAGCUGAAGUGUGAGGGAUCAGAGAUGUCUUUUGAAGAGCUCCGAGCCAGACGCUACUUCACUAAAUGUAAACAGCAGGAGGAACAGCGCAGUCUGGCGGAGGAGCACCGCAGAGUUUGGGAGGAGGAAGAGGAGGUGAGGAAGAUGAAGCAGCUCUUGAAUGAUCUGGAGAAGAAUGUGACUCUACAUCAGGCAGAGCAGAGGAACCCAGAGACACGCACUCUCCAGAGUCACAUGCAGGAGCUGCAGAUAGCAGCACUGCACAUGGCUGAAACCACAGAGUCAGUGUCAGCGCCUCAUACAGGACUGCAUCUCCGCAGCGAGCAAUCUACAGGACACAAGGUUAAAUUAGGCUGCACUCCGUCCUCCAGACUCAUGUCAGAAUCAAGCCACGCAGUACACGGCUCCCUGGCUCAGUGUGUGAGUGGCUCUAGAGAGAGCAUGCAGGAACAGGCUGACAUGGUGUCAGGGCACACGACAGGAACGCAUACCAUAUCACAUGGCAAUGCCAGCACAUCCCUGAUGAUAAACUACCACUGCUCAGUCCAGGAAAGCAGAGGAGAUCAUGAGGUCUUUAAACCGGAUGAGGCAGAUGGAGAUGGAAACGCAGACACAUCAUGUGGAGGUUUCAAUCUCUCUCACGUUACUCCAAACACAUCUAUGGGUUUCCUUCACACCACACCUUCCCGUGUUCUCCCUUCCCCCACGGUCAACACACGAGAGGCUUUGGGUUUGAUCAUGGACAUGUUUCAGGCACCCACCCUCCUCCAGGAGACCAUGUUCAACAGCAUCAUCCAGCCUGAGGACAGCUUUGAGAAGAGCUGCAGAAUCACUAGUAGUGCCCCCUCAUGUGUUAAACCACCUAGCAUGACUCCAUUCAAGAUUUUCCAGGACAAAAAUGAUCAGGAGAAUGGAGGUGCUGAUGUGGCUCUGAGCAUAACAAAACCAACCGUGAGCCGGGCACUGAUGGAAAUCGCAGUAUCCAAAGCCAAUGACACGCCAAUCAGCACUGAGUCUAUAACAGAUGAGAGUACUGUAUGGGGCGCUCGUAACGUUUCAGUGGACCCGUGUCCCAACCACACCCGUGAUUUCACCCUGUCCGCUCAUCUGGUGUCCACACCCCUUCACCCUCACGCUCCUCACUCAUGGGGUAUGGAGCAGGAGCAAGAGGAAAACAUGCCGGUCAGUACUGUUGGCUGUCCUGAGGAAAACCCAUUCAUGCGGCAGCCCACUAAACUCAGUCCAAUCUUGGAGCAGAGUCCAGCAGAUGAGAAGCCGCCUGAGGUGGCAGAAUGCAGCAUGCAGGCUCAUGGCACUAUUGUUGGAGAGGGUGUGCCUUUGGCCCAUCAGAGUCAAGGGCUUUCUCUGGUCCAACAAAGCCAAAUGACCUGCAGCAGCAGGAAUCCACUGGCCGCUCUGUCCUUCCCUGACCAGACAACCCUGAGGGCAGAGGACGAGUCCAUGAAGUCAAUCAACACGAGCACCAGACCCAGCUGGAGCAUCUAUCGGAGCCCAGAGAAAGAGCCAGAUGUCCCAGUGCAUCAAGACUCAGUUAAUGUUCUCUUGCCAAAGAGGUCCUUUCACAGGCACAAGACCUUGAAAAAGCCAUUGGAGAGUCAGGAUGUUGUUAGCAGGUCCCUCUGUGAGCGAGAUGUCCUGAUGAGUCCAAAACCUGCUCCGGGACUGCACUGGUUACAGGUGGACAACUUUGCACACACAGCAGAAUCAGAUCUUGAUGUUAUGAUGAGUCUGACCUCCGGAGCGGAACGGAGCGUCAUCGCCAAGCCUACCUGGACCAUCUACCAGAGUCCAGAGAAAGCAACCGAACCAGACUUCCUGUGGGCAAAGAAUCAAGAACCAUUGGCAGAACAUGAUUUAGAUGUGCUCACAGCUCAACAGGAAGUAGAAGUUCUCCAUCCCAAGAAAUCAUUCCAGCAACGGAAGUCUGGGGCAAAGAUUUUGCAGACGUUUCAUGAGUCUCUCUUGAUUAGUCCAAAGCAAGCAUCUAAACCAGCUCAGGAGGAGCCCAUGAGUCCAGACCCAGCACCAGGACUAAACUGGCUCUGCACCAACAGCCCACAACGGUCAACGGAACCAGAUCUGAACGUCAUGGCCACCCCACCACAGAGAUCCAAGAAAAUCUCUUUUCCUGCUAGAGCAAAUACAAUGCUUCUACCGAGUCCUGCUCCGAUGGCUGUCAGUGGAAUGGAAGUUCCUACGAGCCCCAUGGACACAUCCAGACAAGCCUAUGUGAAUCUAGUGUCAGAUCCGUGGGAUGAGGACCUUAUAGUCUCUCUGCUGUCGAACCUGCAGCCUCCUCUCACAUCCGACCCUAACCUCACUGUCUGGAGCUGUCGGCUGCCCACCAUCACUCCUAAAAUGACAGUACAGAUCGCGGGAGAGUCACUGCGAGUGGACUUUGUGCUUGGACAGGGGGCUUUUGCAACAGUAUACCAGGCCACCAACCUCAUGACCACACAAAAACUCUUCCUGAAGGUGCAGAAGCCUGCGAACCCUUGGGAGUUUUACAUUGACGGCCAGUUGAACGGCCGCCUGCAGCCCAGUGUACGACAUCUCUUUAACACCAUAUUCACUGCUCACCUCUUCACCAAUGGCAGCGUCCUCAUCGGAGAGCUGCACAACUGUGGCACACUACUGAGUGCUAUUAAUCUGUAUAAAAGCCGCAGUGAAAAGGUGAUGCCUCAGCCCCUUGUGCUCUACUUCACUGUCUGCAUACUGCACAUGGUCGAGCAGCUACACCAGGCAAACAUCAUACAUGCUGACAUCAAACCUGACAAUUUCCUUUUGGGAGAGAGGUUUCUGGAGAAUGACUGCUUUGAGCAGGAUAAUCUACAGCAUGGUUUGGCUCUCAUCGAUCUGGGUCAGAGCAUUGAUAUGACACUCUUCCCAGAAGGCUCUGUGUUCACUGCCAAAUGUAUGACAUCAGGCUUCCAGUGUGUGGAAAUGCUGAGCGUGCGUCCUUGGAACUAUCAGACCGAUUACUUUGGCAUUGCGGGAACGGUCUAUUGUAUGAUAUUUGGUACGUACAUGCAAGUUAAAAAUGAAGGAGGAGUUUGGAAAACAAAUGGAGUUUUCAAAAGGAAUGUUCAUGCCGAUCUCUGGCAGGACUUCUUCCACGUGCUUCUAAAUGUACCGGACUGCAAUGCUUUACCAUGUCUGCGCAGUCUUCGUCUGCGUCUGAACACAGUCCUGCAGGAGAACUACAGCACCAAACUCCGCAGUCUUAAGAACAGACUGGUGGUCCAGAUCCUGGAGUCUCGCUCCUCGCGCAGAUAAACGCACAUCUGACUGAAAUGGCUCGUUGAAUUCCUGCUUGAAAGUUUUAGUUUGCAGAAAAAAGACAAAAUGCUUCAAAAGGACACAGGUUAAUUUAACAAUAUUCUCACAAACAGGGGAGCUGUUAGCAGGUGGAACGGUGCCUGUGUUUGUCAGCAUAGAGUUACUGGGUCAAUUCUUCGCUAUUUGUAUUUUACGGGGAUUUCUUUAUUUUGUUAAAUUGUAAAAAAAAAAAAAAUUAUAUCUUUUGUAGAUUUUUUUUAUAAACCAUGUUGGAUCACAAGCACACUUACUGUGAACAGUUCCUGUAGGAAACACUAGUCUGGUAAAGGGGGAUUGAUGCAUAACAUGUCCAUUGACUUUGAUUUUAGAUACAAAUGCGUAAAAGUGGAUGUCUUUGGUCCCCUUAAACAUUUCUUUUUUAUAUAUAUAUAUAAUUUUUAUCACCUUUCACACAUUCAAUUGAAAUGCUCCUCUGGUGAAAUGUUUUUAGUAUUACAAAUUUUCCUUGUAGCCUGUCAAUUAAUGAGGCCAUAAAAGCUGUAUGAAUAAUCAUCAUAAAAUAAUUAGCGAAAAGCUUUUUUAAACCAGUUUAUGUUGAGUCUAGAAUGACAGACUUUAACCCUAACCCAUUACAUGGCAACUUUCCAAAAGUAUUUAUCUUUUGUAUUGUGUUUGGCGCAUUUUGUUUAUAAAUCUCUUAUUCUGCAUAUAUUAUCUCAAGAUAUUGCAUUAGACCUUUUUAUCAACUUUGUACUUCUUAUUUGAAUUUUUUUUUAAAUAUAUAUUUUUAUUGAUAGAAGAAUGUGUUGAACUGUGUUCAUACCGGGCUAGUGGGGGCCACGUCCUACAUAAAACAAAACAAUAAAUAAUAAUCACAUAAAUGAAUAACCACUUGCUUGAUCUGAACAAGUUAGUUGUCAUUUUAAAGUUUAGAAUCUGGACUUUACAAUGCAUAUAGCUGAUCCUACCAAUUAUUAAAUAACACUUUAAUUGGCUGACAAACAAAAACUGUUUUGUUCUCAUCUGAAUAUAAUUAUUGUGAUAAAAUUGCAGAGUUGAAAAAAACCAUAAAAAAUAUGUGAUUGUCAUGUAUUAUAUAUAUCACUGGAAAAGUCUGAAUUUGCAGAAUGCAAUGACCAAAUGUGUUUCAUACUGAAGUCAAACUGCAGUGAAUUUUAGUGUAUGAAAUUCUCACAGACACACAUAAAUAUAAUGAACUGGAAUGUCUUUUUGUCAUGUUUUUCCUUAUUUAUUUCUAAAACAUAACAUGAUAAAUAGAUCUUGAAAUAUUCUUCAAAGAGUGUACCUGGAAAGACAAUGAACAUUUGUGUGUGUGUGUGUGUGUGUGUGUGUGUGUGUGCACAUGUCAGAGGACUUCCACAUACAGUAUGUGCUCAUCUACAUUUAUGCAUUUGGCAGACAUUUUUUUUCCAAAGCAAUUUAGUGCACUUAUAACAGGGACAAUCCCCACAGAGCAACCUGGAGUUAAGUGGCUUACUCAAGGACCCAAUGGUGGUGUCUGUGGGGAAUGACCUUCCCAACUCAAUCCGGGAAGCUAAGUCACUCUCUAUCUUCAAAAAACGGCUAAAAACACAUCUUUUCCAAAAGCACUUAACCGGUCACUUAAAAAAAAAAAAUUAUUUACAUUUCUUGUUGCACUUAAAUCUGUUUUGUAUACUAUUAUGGUGAUAGUGAAACUUUGUAGUAUGGCACUUUUUGUACCACUGUCUCCCUAAGAUGAUUCGCUGAUGUUCUUCCUCUUUUGUAAGUCGCUUUGGAUAAAAGCGUCUGCCAAAUGAAUAAAUGUGGAAUGAACCAGCAACCUCCUGAUUACCAGUUAUGUGCUUUAGACCACCACCACUCCAUCUAAAGGAUUGGGAUGUUUCUGAACACUUAAUAUUUCUAUAUUGAAGUCUAAUCCAUUCAUUUCCAAUGGCUUAUCAUUUUUGACAACAAGUGAAAUAAAAAUACAAAAUGUAAAGAAAGUAGUCCAAAUUUUGUGUGUUUUAGAUGUGAGCAAAGGAAUUUUAUUCCAAUUAGAUACAAUACUGCAAGAAAAAAAAGUUGUCCAGGUCAAAAUGAACGGAACACAUAAGGUUUAAUGUCAUCAACGCCUAAUAAAGUUUUGAGAAUAACAAGCCUUUUCUCUUUAGUUCAUUUUGUAGUUUCACUUCUGUCUAGGCCUGAACGGAACUAUAAAAAACCUGCAUGUUUGCUGCAGAGAUACAUACAUUUCAUCUUUGCGUUUGGUAACGGUAUGUUUGCAAAUGAAGACACACGUCCUUUGAGUUUGUCUCACUAGUCAUUAUGAUGUGUCUGUUAUGAAUCGCACUGCAGUUGAAAGUUCUCGUGUGAAAAUAUAAUGUGCUGUCACUUUUCAGUGCACAUGGGCAUUGAUUCUUUACAUGUGCAUGCACUUUGUGGAGGAUUCAAAUGCAGUCCAAUAUAUUGGUAUAUAUACAACAAUAGUGAAUAAUAUUUUCUCCAUAAAACAGGGCUCAACGCUAAAGAUUUUUUCUACAGAUUUUACUGGCUCUGACACAAAAAUGACA